AUGAAGACGCCUUUGCAAACUCAGUUAUAUCAUCGGGAACCUCCGGCAGGUAAAAUGUACUACACUAAGCGAUUUAGUAUCGCUGUGAAGAUGUUCACUUUUUAG
Molecule: messenger RNA, 105 nt
Organism: Chondrus crispus (carragheen)
Lineage: Eukaryota; Rhodophyta; Florideophyceae; Gigartinales; Gigartinaceae
Exons: 1
Coding region: 1-105 (34 amino acids)
Source: RefSeq, a predicted model, not a curated record